AUUCAACAUCCUCUUUUUAAGAUUACAAAACCUUACACGAAUUAUGUGAUGCACUACAAAUAUAAGACUGAUCACUCUCAUGUUGCACAUUUGUCUGUCAUCUGUCAAACGUCUUUCUCACUAGCGAGCAAUUCUGUGUCGACAUUUUGAGAAGAGUAAAUCAACACCACGAUGUAUGGAGUAAACAUUAUCUUCUAUUCAGCUGUAAUGGUAUGUCUGGGAAGUGGUGCCGUCAUGAAGAUGGAACCAAAGAUGGCUGAAGAUGAAAUUAUUUAUGAAAGAGCUGUUUUGAAGACACUGACAAAUAAUCUCCUGGUUGAUCGAAUGCUCGAAAAUAGUGCAGCAGAUAAGGAACCUCAAAAUGAAAACCUGACGAACGAAAUUGCUGAAAAUGAUAGUUUGCAAAAUAUAGCGCAGAUGCAAUGUUCUUGGAAAGGAAAUGCGGGCAAAUGUUGUGCUGAUCUGCUUCAUCUUCCUAAAUGUACGUAUUUUUUUUGUUUAGUCGCCAUUUUGUAUUUCCUUUACAACAUCUAAAUUAAGCCUGCGAUUAAUGCUGUCAGUUCGAGCAAAUUAGAUAAUAUCUUUGCUCGAAAGUCUCGAAAGCUAAAAUAACAUGGUGAAAUGGAAGAGCGGCUGGAAGCUUUG
Octopus bimaculoides (California two-spot octopus) is the source of this 645-nucleotide messenger RNA. RefSeq lists its product as uncharacterized. Lineage: Eukaryota; Metazoa; Mollusca; Cephalopoda; Octopoda; Octopodidae. The record is from RefSeq and is a predicted model, not a curated record.